UAAGGGCGAGCACUUGGUUUUUCGGCUCAACUUUUCUCUUAACACUUCUCCGGACCACCGCGGAGUGAAUGUACGCCAGCUGACCGCAGUCAGAGCGGGUCGUGGCGGAGAGGAGGUGAGGGGACAGCUGCGGAAACCUCCAUUCCUUAAGCGGAUUUCUUUUUUUUUCUUUUGAAUUUUACAGCGCGCGCGCCUCAAAGACUAGUUGUUUCGCUUUACCUGCAGUGGAGUUCACCUGGGAUCCACCAUGGGGGACGUGAUUUCUAGUAACCUGAAUGAAGCCACGCGGGAGAUGAUCACAGCUCGCGUUGGAAAGGUGAUGGGGGAGUUUGGGCGUCUCUACGACCAGCAGUACGGAGUGGCACUCUUUAACAAAGUUCGCUUUGACAUAGAAGGGGGAGGUGGUCCACAACCACAGCUUCUGCACCGCAAGAUUCCUCUGGAGAACAAGUCCAUCUUCUCCGGGUCCCUCGUUCAGUACAUGGAGGAGAACAAGAAAUGGAAGAACCGUUUCCUCUACGUCCCAGACACCUACAACAUCAACUGUUACGACAACAAAGCGUCUCAUGACAAACGCCUCCAUCCAAAAGCAACCAUCAACUGUGCCGGCUACAAAGUGCUGACCUCUAUGGAGCAAUACCUAGAUCUGAUAAACAACAACCUGCCUGAUGUGAAAGCCAAGGUGGGAAGUUCGCCCUUCUUAAAGUGUGCUACUCAGUUCCCUCUGAUCCUAUGGCACCCUUAUGCCCGACACUACUACUUCUGUGUGGGGACAGAGAAUGAGCAGCAGAAGUGGCACGCCGUCCUCCAAGACUGUGUCCGACACUCAAACGAUGGUUUGUCAGACGAGGACAAAGUCCAGACGCCAGCCUUCACUGAUGCUGUGCGACUCUACCGUCAGGCUCAAGGGAAUUACGGCACUUGGGAGAUGAUGUGUGGUGAACCAUCACAGAUCCUGUCUAACCUGGUGAUGGAGUGCCUCCUCUCAGAGCUGAGGGAGGUCAUCUCCCCCCGUCUUAAAGGAAAACUGCACGAGAGGCAGAAGAGCUGGAUGCUGAUCAGUGCUGCAGUGUACAGCCUGGUGCAGGGGCAGUGCCAGGCCCAGUAUGAGGUGGUGUUGAAGAGGUGCGAGGCGGCCCGCUCCUCUCUGGAGACCUCCAUACGAACUGACAUGGAUCAGAUCAUCACUUCCAAGGAGCAUGUCACCAACAAGAUCCGAGCUGUGGUCCUCCCCAAGGCAGAGAAGCUGCUGAAGGUGAGCAUCCAGCCUUACAUCAGCUCCAUCCUGGACGCUCUGAUGGAACCAACCAGCCGAGGCUUCUUUGAGGUCCGUGACGUUUUCUUCAGAGAGCUGGUGGACAUGAGCAAGAACAUCCUCAAUGACAGCACCAAGGAGACGGUGGCACAGCACAUGGAGAAGAUCUGCAUGCUGGCCUUCCAUCCGGUGAAGAUGCAGAGCUGCUACGAGAAGGUGGAGCAGCUGAGUCUGGAGGGUCUGCAGCAGAGGUUUGACGUCUCCAGCCCCUCUGUGUUUGUCCAGAGGGCUCAGAUCCUCAUGAGAGAGCAAAUGGAUGAUGCAGUGUAUACAUUCGAGCAGAUUCUCCAUCAAGCUCUGGAGUCUCAGGGUACGGAGGAUCUCUGUAAAACCAUCCAGCGCUGUCAGGACAGAGUCAUUAAGAAAUUUGACUAUGACAGCAGCACAGUGAGGAAACGUUUCUUCCGCGAGGCCCUCCUCCAGAUAUUCAUUCCCUACAUGCUAAAGCAGCUCAGCCCACCGUUUGCUUCUGAGCUGCCCAACUUCCAGGAGCUGAUCUUUGAGGACUUCUCUCGCUUCAUCCUGGUGGAGAACAUCUUUGAGGAAGUGGUGCUGCAGUCAGUCAUGAAGGACAUCAUGAUGGCUGUGAAGGAGGCGGCUGUCCAGAGGAGACACAACCUGUACAGGGACAGCAUUGUCCUCAGCAACAGUGACCCCAACCUGCACCUAUUGGGAGAAAACCCUUCCAUCGACUGGGCUGGAGAGUAUGGUGGUGCCCAAGAGGAAGUGGAUACAGCAGGAGAUGACACAGAUGGCGACGGAGCCCAGAAGAGGAGUAGGAUGAAGCAGGUAGUGUCCAUGAUCCAGGUGGAAGGUUCCACUGUGGUGGCUGGUGAUUCAUGCAUGGAGGUGCCCAGCAUUGACGACAUCCCUGAGGAGAACUCUGAUGAUAAAUGUUGCCAGAAAGGAUCCGAAGGUUCCGAACAGUCAAAGAACCCUCCGGACAUUUUGAAUGGUUCUGUCUUAAAGGAAGAGGAAGCCAAAGCAGAAGAGUGUGGCAAAGAUGAAGCACCAGUGAAGGUUGAGUUGACACCAGGUCAAGCCAUAAAAGACGACGUUAAGGGAGAGGGAAGUCCACCAGUGGAGGAACAGCCACCAUCGAACCAGGAGAAGUCAGAGCAGCCCUUGAACCAGGGGGAGUCAAAGCAGCCCUUGAACCAGAAGGAGUCAGAGGAGCCCUUGAACCAGAAGGAGUCAGAGCAGCCCUUGAACCAGGAGGAGUCAAAAGAGCCCUUGAACCAGGAGCCAGAGAAGGCAUUGAACCAGGAGGAGUCAAAGGAGCCCUUGACCCAGGAGCCAGAGAAGGCAUUGAACCAGGAGCCAGAGAAGGCAUUGAACCAGGAGGAGUCAAAGGAGCCCUUGACCCAGGAGCCAGAGAAGGCAUUGACCCAGGAGCCAGAGAAGACAUUGAACCAGGAGGAGUCAAAGGAGCCUUUGAACCAGGAGCCAGAGAAGGCAUCGAACCAGGAGCCAGAGAAGGCAUCGAACCAGGAGCCAGACAAGGCAUCGAAUCAGGAGCCACAGAAGACAUCAAACCAGGAGGAGUCAAAGGAGCCCUUGAACCAGGAGCCAGAGAAGGCAUCGAACCAGGAGCCAGAGAAGGCAUCGAACCAGGAGCCAGAGAAGACAUCGAACCAGGAAGAGUCAAAGGAGCCCUUGAACCAGGAGGAAUCAGAGAAGGCAUUGAACCAGGAGGAGUCACAGAAUCCCUUGAACCAGAAGACAAAGGAGCCCUUGAACCAGGAGGAGUCAGAGAAGGCAUUGAACCAGGAGGAGUCACAGGAUCCCUUGAACCAGGAGUCAAAGGAGCCCUUGAACCAGGAGGAGUCAGAGAAAGCACUGAACCAGGAGGAGUUACAAGAGGCAUUGCCUUUGCCACCUCCUCCCAUGGACAUUCCACCCAGUGCCACAGAAAAGGCUCCAGAGGACUUUCCCCCACCUCCACAUGACGACAGUGGCUUCCAGUCACCCACUGGUGAAGUGGUGGAAGUGGUCUCUAACACAACCUCCCCUCAGCCCUCAAAUGAGCACACUGGGGUGAAGGAGACAAAUCCAGCCGCAGAGCCCAAACCCAGUGACUCUGAAACUGGAAACCAGUGAUGAAAUGAUUUCCAAUUGUCUGACCUGUACUGAACCCUUUCACGCCAUUUUAACCACAACAAUCUUCCGUUCACCACACCAGUAGAUGGCACAACAGAUCAUUUUCACCUAGCAGGGCUCGGGUGAACUUUUAAUUACCAGAAGAUUUCAUGUGACAGAAAUACCUUAGUUUUGAAUCCACACAAUCCCUACACUUUAUUUCUCUUCACUUGGUAGAAACAUGAGCACAGUGAAUGGCCUUGGGUCAGUAAUGGUGUGUUAUAAACCUAUGAGGUGUUGGUGAAGUACAUGUUGAUUUAGCUCUUGGGUUGUGUCUAAGUGCUGUGUGGCCUAAUAACCUGCAGUAAAUUACAGUUUAUAUGACCAGGGUUGGUGUAAAUAAUGGUUUUGUAUUAUCAGAGACUCAUUUUGAAAAAAUGUGCCAACAAAAAUCCAAAAUACCUCUUGAUUAUUAUUGGACCUUAUUAUCUAACAAUGAAUACAUUCCAGAAAGUCUUUUUUUCAUUCUCAAACUUGAAUAUAAUUAAUAAAUUGUCUUAAUGAAUACACUGAUAUCUCAGUACUUUUACACACAGUUGUUUUGGUGGGACUGGCACAAUUUUACAUAAAUAUAUAUAUAAGUUUUCCCCUUUUGCAAAGAAAGCUAAUGUAUAUUGUGUAUAAAUGCUCGUACAGACCAGUGCUGACCUACCAAAUUCUCCUUUUACAUCAUUUUAUAUAAUUGCAUCUGUGCCUUAGCUGUUUGCCCCGCCUUCUGUUUUAUUUAUUAUUUUGCACCCCUUUCUCUCUAUUGGACCAGUGAACUUUUAGAUUUAUUUUACCCUUGUGUGAUACAAAUUUCAAAAUAAAUCAUAAUUGAUUAAAUUUAA
Mugil cephalus (flathead mullet) is the source of this 4284-nucleotide messenger RNA. RefSeq names its product protein Niban 2-like. NCBI's taxonomy places the organism in Eukaryota, Metazoa, Chordata, Actinopteri, Mugiliformes, Mugilidae. The transcript has 14 exons. The coding region runs from base 248 to 3415 and encodes 1055 amino acids. The record is from RefSeq and is a predicted model, not a curated record.